UGAAGAGAUGGGAGGAGCGUGCCAACAGAUUCAUCUCCAACAACUGCGAGCAGCUCUCCAUCCGGGCAGUCUGGAACACGCCAUCGUCCACCUCGUCCCACACCACCAUCACCCAGAAGCAGACGAGAAUGCCGCGGAGAAUUUGGAUGACCUUGUGACCUCGGGGAUGAGUCAUGUCAUGUCGAGCUGGCAGUCACGACAUGAGACAAACAAGAAACCAUUUGUCAUUACAGAAACGGAGAAGAAGGCAGUUUUGAACCAAGGAAACAACGUGAACAGAAGCCAAGAAGUCACAGGUCAUUUCUUAGAAAGGUUCCUGGACUUGUCCAUCACGUGACCAACUUCCUGAGUGACUGUUACUACUGGUUGUCAUGGAUACAGAACUGUAGAUAAACCCUAUUUUCUUAGAAGAGUUUGUAUAUAUACACUUGUAAAAAUAUUGUAAAUAUUUGCAUAGAAUCAUCUUAAAUAUCACCAAAAUUCGUUCAAAUAUAUUGUCAUUGGAAAACAAACUUACAAAUCGUGUUGUGUAUGCAGAUGGUGGUAAUAGAAGCAGCAUGGCGUGUGUACAUCUAGCAGUCAAACAGAAUUAAAACUCAUUUUCCAAACUUACAUAA
This is a messenger RNA of Haliotis rufescens (red abalone), 617 nucleotides long. RefSeq lists its product as uncharacterized. The transcript is spliced from 2 exons. Bases 8 to 337 code for a protein of 109 amino acids. The record is from RefSeq and is a predicted model, not a curated record. NCBI's taxonomy places the organism in Eukaryota, Metazoa, Mollusca, Gastropoda, Lepetellida, Haliotidae.